CAACAACUAAUUCCCAUUAAACCAAAACCUCUCUCUCUCUCUCUCUCUCUCUCUCUGCUCUCGAGUGUGGUUACAGUACUAGCUCUCUCAGCUUACAAACAAGAUGUCGAGGAAGCCAAGCAUUAAUGUGAUCCUCUCCCUUGUUUUGCUGCUUCUUUUGAUUGUAGAGAAUUAUGCUAACAUCACAGAGGCUCCAACCCCUCAGCCCCAACCAAAUACAAAUAGCAACCUUCCAUCGUAUGGCACCACUCAAGGGAGCCUUAAUCCUCAAGAGUGCGGACCUCGUUGCACUGGUAGAUGCUCCAAGACAGCCUUCAAGAAGCCAUGCAUGUUCUUCUGCCAGAAGUGCUGUGCCAAGUGCUUGUGUGUGCCUGCUGGAACUUAUGGGAACAAGCAAUCUUGUCCCUGCUACAACAACUGGAAGACCAAGAGGGGAGGCCCCAAGUGCCCUUGAAGACCUAAUUAAUCGAUUCUCUCUCUCCCUUUUCUGCCUCACUUCCUCUGUUCAUUUAUAUUGUUCCAACUGGGUUUAAACAAAAAUAGCAAUAAAUCUCUCACCCAUUAAAAAUGUUUAACCCAAAA
Messenger RNA from Populus nigra (black poplar), 582 nucleotides. Its product is annotated as protein GAST1. The transcript is spliced from 4 exons. Lineage: Eukaryota; Viridiplantae; Streptophyta; Magnoliopsida; Malpighiales; Salicaceae. Bases 104 to 454 code for a protein of 116 amino acids. The record is from RefSeq and is a predicted model, not a curated record.